CCGUAUAGCCGUAUAGCCGUAUAGCCUAAUAUAGUUUGACUCUACAUAACGAUACAAAAUAUAUUAAAAGUGAUAGUUUAAAAUUUUGAAUAAACUGCAAAAAAAUGGGCUUAUCCAAUGUUUCAAGUGGUUAUAUGCCACAGAAUACUGGAGGUCAUGUUGUUGUUAUGGGAAGUCCAAAUGAUAAAAUAUCGAGCAAGAAAAAAAUUCAUUUGCUGCAAAAGAUUAAAAAACGCUUCGGCUUUGUUCGUCGAUCUCCUUUAUCAUGUGUUGGACCGCCAUUACAAUUUCACACUGUACAUGGCGAUAAUAUAAGACUUUCACGGGAUCGGACUUUGGCUCGACGAUUCCAUAGCUUUUGCCGUGCAAUAACAUUUUCAUCGCGUCCUGUGCAUAUAAAUGAACGCAUUUAUAUUAAAUUUUCUGAAAUUUCAAAUAAUUGGAGCGGUGGCCUACGUUUUGGUUUCACAAAUAAUGAUCCAGUGACAUUAAAUAAUGCUCUACCAAGAUUUGCUAUGCCUGAUUUAACUAUUCAACCUGGUUUUUGGGCCAAAACUUUAGACGAACAAUAUUGUGAAAAAGACAACAUACUUUAUUAUUAUGUAAAUUCAUCUGGUGAUGUUAUCUAUGGAAUUAACAAUGUAGAAAUUGGUGUUAUAUUAACAGGCAUAGAUACACAUGGACCAUUAUGGGUUUUAAUUGAUUUAUAUGGUAACUGUACGGCAAUAGAACUAUUGGAUACAGUAAUUCUUAUGCACCCCCGAGGUGGAGUUACUAAUAACUUAAAUGCUACAAAUGCUGCCGGUUUAACUAACACACUGCCUGGCUCACAAAUCAGUCUGAACUCACAUCAUCCGAUCCAGCAAUCAAGACGUUCACUGCCUGCAAACGAGCAAGAUUUAGAUCGCCAUGUUAUGAACUCAAUGCAAUCAUUAAAUAUUGGAAAUGAUCAUACAGCAUUUGUGAAUGAUUUAGCGAGUGGCGUACCGCCAUUGCGUUACAAUGCUACCGGUCGAUUAAUACCAGUACCUUUUCACAUAACCAAAGGACGAAAUGUACGUCUUUCACAUGACCGCUUUAUAGCGUCCCGUACCGAAAAAGAUUUUUGUCAGGGUUACGUAUUUACUGCUCGUCCAAUACGCAUUGGCGAAAAAAUAAUCGUACAAAUUCUUAAAACAGAGCAAAUAUAUGCAGGUGCUUUGGCGCUUGGAUUAACCUCUUGCAAUCCAGGUACUUUACAAGCUGGCGAUUUGCCAAAUGACUCAGAUUUUUUGCUUGAUCGUCCAGAGUAUUGGGUAGUCAGUAAAGAUAUAGCUUCAAUACCACAAUGCGGUGAUGAAAUUUCAUUUUUUGUGUCACCAAAUGGUGAGGUAACAAUAAGUAAAAACAAUGGACCUGGUGUAGUUGUUAUGCAUGUAGAUCAAUCACUCCAAUUAUGGGCCUUUCUUGAUAUUUAUGGUUCAACACAAUCUGUACGGAUGUUUCGCCAACAAUUGCCUAGUAUGAUCGCCUAUCCUCAAAUGUCGCCUGCAACCUCUUCAACACGUUUCAUACCUGCAUCAGAAUCAUUGAAUAGCCUUAAUAACCAAACAACUGAUGCACGUAAACUAUUGCAUCCGUCACAAUUAAACGUUACACAUAGUACAAUAAGCACUUCUUCUUCAACUCUAGCCUCUAUGCAAUCGAAUAAUGUAGGUAUUGGUAGUGCUUCAACAAGUUGCACGCCAAAUAAUAUUAAUGGAGCAAAUAGUUUAACCGCUACUGCCACUACGACUGGUCACACGAUUAGUGUUCCUUUAAGUGGUGAUAUGAUACAAAUACAACCAAAUAAUAGAGGAACUGUUCUUGUUGUUAACUUGCCACCAACAACGUCACAAGACCUCAAUGGAACAACAUUUUUUGCUAGUCAAUCUCGUCUUAAUCAACCAGCAACAAGUGGUGUAUUGGCGGGCGCCUGUUCUAGCAAUACUAUUGUGUCAAAUGCAAGUAGUCAGUAUAUUGAGCCUAUUAACAAUGUGAACAACGGUUAUGUGAACCAUUUGAAGGAUACUGUCGAUCACAGCAACUCAGACUCGGAAUGUACAAUUUGCUAUGAAAAUCAAAUAGAUUCAGUGCUUUACAUGUGCGGUCAUAUGUGUAUGUGCUAUGAUUGUGCAAUUGAACAAUGGCGCGGUGCAGGUGGUGGUCAAUGUCCACUUUGUCGGGCUGUUAUACGUGAUGUUAUACGUACUUAUACAACAUAGGAAGGGUUUAUGUUUUAACAGAUGAAACUCUAAAAUGAAUUACAAAUUUUCUUUUCCUAAAUAUUGAUAAAACGGAAACUAACUCGCAAUGAAAAAACUAAUUCUAUAAUAGUUAAAAAAACUUUAGUUAUAUAAAUUAAGCUAUAAAAAUGAUUGUCCAUUUCAGUAGAGUAAGAAAGCAAGUCAUUUAUGACAAAAGUAAUAUAUUAUUAAAUUUUAGUCUUAAAUAAGAAACGUAUCAAAAUGAAUGCUUUAGAACAAUUAAAAU
Messenger RNA from Teleopsis dalmanni, 2511 nucleotides. It is a transcript of the gene neur, whose product is annotated as protein neuralized. Bases 105 to 2243 code for a protein of 712 amino acids. Gene Ontology annotation, molecular function: ubiquitin protein ligase activity. The transcript is spliced from 3 exons. The record is from RefSeq and is a predicted model, not a curated record. Lineage: Eukaryota; Metazoa; Arthropoda; Insecta; Diptera; Diopsidae.